Molecule: messenger RNA, 12304 nt
Organism: Cinara cedri
Lineage: Eukaryota; Metazoa; Arthropoda; Insecta; Hemiptera; Aphididae
Source: the annotation of a GenBank genome assembly
CGAGUGUCCACGCAUUUCAAUCGGGCGCCGCCGUUCGUUCAGUUUCGGCACUACUCGGCAAUCGGUAUUACCUCAGUCGGAUCGUACCGGCCGUCGUCGUGCUCCACACCAUAUUCAUAUUAUUCUUUUUGCCAUUAUUUUUAAUAAUAAAUAAUAAUAAUUUUAAUUUACUGUUUGCAAUUGUUUCACGCCCGCCUGGUCGUGUCGUUAGUGUACGGUGACGGCGUGUCGAGUGCAUUUGUUGUACAGGAAAUUAAAACUAUUUUUCAUUUUUUUCCCUUUAAAAGUGUUUAAUACUUAAAAAUGUAUGUUAUUAUGAUAUAAAUGAUACGCCGUGACGAGAGGAGUUACCCCACACCUGUGCCAUGUCAAUAAUUGAUAACGGAAUAUUGAUAAAGAAGAGUUUUUCGGUUUUGAGUCGUCAAUCAUUUUCGUGACCGUUUAUUAUUACCGAGUUAUUAUUGUUGUCGCCUGUGAAUUCGUACCGGGACGCGUUUUCGGAUCUAAAACUGGACAGUUGCCAUUCGUACAGUCACUGCGGUCCACAUUUGACUACGAUUCGUGUACCAUCCAGGUAAAUAUUAAGUAAACUACCUAUAAGAAACUCAUUUUGACCAUUCCAUUAUACGUCUGCGGUUGUUGCAUUUAUUUUUGUAGCUGUGAAUUACUAUGGGGGUCCGAUUCAUAUUAUGUCUCGUUUAACAUUUUCAUUAUUCACUCGUUGAAAUUACAUCAAUCAAUUGCCGAAAAGAUUCAUACCACAUAUGAGACAGGUACUUUAUUCUUGAAAAACACUAAUUUUUGAGAAAAUUAAUAAAUCGUUAUUACCCAGGUGUUAAAAUUAAAAAUAAAGUCGUGACAGGUGAAGUUAGAAUGAAUAAGUUCGAGUUUCGAAUGUAAUUCAUUUUUAAAUAAUUGUUCUUCGUGUAUAUUUUCAUGAUAAACUACAUAAUAUAUAGUAUAUAGAUAAAUACUAAUUAGUAAAUAUGCAUUUGAUUUCUCGCAAAAAUGUAUGUAUUUUUGAAAUGAAAUAUUAAAUUGGUUUCGCUAGUUUCUUUCGAGGUUUAUUUCUAUUACGUAUCUAAUAAUUCUAAUUCAAGUUGAAAGUAUUACAUUGUUUUAUUCAAUAUUUAUUGGGUUGAAAAAUAUUAAUAAUAAUAAUUUUAAAUUGCAUUUCCUCGUACUAUGGCCAUUCUGCGCUAUGUUAUUGUAAUAAUUGAUAUCGCCCAGUAAAUUAACGAAAUCUAGAUAAUAACUACACUAAUAACCAUUUGGCUUAUCAAAUAACAAAAUUUCAAUAGGUAUUUACGAAUAAAAUAAAAAUUAUUAUUCACAGGUGAUGAUUCAACUCUAUCUAAACUUAAUUAAGUAUCUGUGUGGCUAGUGGCUAGGCAGGAGAUACAGGCUACAGUUUAUUAUGGUCAUUUUUCAUUUUAGAUUCUGAAUGGAGCGAGGAAUGUAUUGGUUUUACAAUUGAUUUUUUUUUUUCGUGAACAAUUUUUGUACCAGAAAUGUUGAUUUGAUUUUCAAGUGUAGCACUUUUUAUGAAAGGAAAUCUAACCAAGGUGGUAUUUUAGAUAGAUGAUAUUUUUAUUUUGCUAGCAGUUUCAAUAAUAAAUGUGAAAAAUCGGAAAAAAACUAGGAGAAUUCGAAAAUUUACGAAAUUUUUUUAUUUUUAAACCGUAAAUAUUAUGGCCUUUCAAAACGUCUAUAACAAAACUCUGCUCAGAAUCGUUUUUAUUAACUAAGAUUAAUCAUUGCGUACAGAUAUACAUUCAACUGUCCUCUAUAUCCUACCUUCCCAAUUUUUCACCUACAACAGUUGCCCACCCAUUGUGCAAAAUAUGUCUUUAUCUUUUUAUAAUAUAAAUUCAUCAUACCUAUAUUUAUUUAUUGAGUGCAAGUUCAUAUUAAGAAAAUGCAUAGGGCAUUCAUUAUUAUUUUUUAAAUGCCAUCAGAUUAUUAUAUUAUAAUUUAAUCAUUAGUUAUGAAUGGUGGCUUCUUCUAUUUUACACUUUAAAUACCUUUGACAUUUAUAAUUAACUAAUUAUAGUGGGCAUGUGUAAGUCAAGCUAUUAGGAAGGUACUUAUUAGAUAAUAGUUUUUUAUUUUUCAUUAAGUAGAUGUUAUAUGUAAGCAGAUGUGUAACAUAAAUAAAUAAGUAUAAUAUUUUUUAAUUCUGUUUAAAUAAUUUUGAAUUUAAAUGUAUUAAAAAGUAUAUACACUGAUUUUUAUCCUUGUCAAUGUUUUUCUUAUAAUUAUAAAAUCCUUUUUCAUUUACUGUUAAAAAUCAUGUCAGGUAUUAGCGAAUCAUUUCUGAGGUAAUUUUAUUGAGACAAAAAGUCAAAAAAUAAUGAUUGUUCUUGUAUUAAACUAAAUAAUUCCAUUAAAAUGUUUCUAUUUCUAUAAGAUUGGUACAUUAUAAUAAAAUUCAAACUUAAAUAAAAAUUAAUUGAAGUUUUUGUCUUACUAAAGUCCUAAACUUGUUAUUGCUUUGGAAUUCAUAAAUUGGCAUUUUUUUGUUUCUAAAGGUACCCCUAAUUAUUAACACUUUUAAUUAAAACUUUUUUAUUUAAGAGCAUGGCAAUGCAAACCCAGCAUAUUUCAUUUUAGAACCAUUGGCUGUAAUAACAGUUUGUAUACACUAUUGUAAUAUGAGCAACUAGUGCUUUAGAUAUAGUUAAAGGUUUUUAAAAUUAUUUUAUACAUCUUGUUACAUUUAUUUUAAAUUUGUAGGUGUAAUAUUAUGUGAAAAUAGUAAAUAAUCAAAUUGAUUUGUAAUUAUAAUUUAAAAUCAAAUUAUAUUGCAUAAUGAAGACUAAAAUAAGUUAUCUAAUGGUUUCAGUUUUACACCUACCUACUAGAAAAAAAAAAAAUGUUUGGAAUUAUCUAAUUUUUUUCAUUUUAAGUGUUUAUUUCCUUAUAUUCUGAUGGGUAAAGUAUUUAAAUAAUAACAAUAAAAAAAAAAAACUGAUAACAGAAGUUUUAUUAGUUAAUUUAGGUAUUUCAUAAGAUUUAUGAUAAAUUCUUCAAAUAUCAUGAAAAUUAUUUUUUUUCUCAUGUGCAGUUAAAUAUAUUUAUUCUUUGCCGCAAUUUUGAUUUGGAGUGUUAAUAAAAAAAUAAUUUCGGCAAACUUAUCCUAUUUUAAAGAAUUAUAGAUACCUACUUAAUAAUUAAUUUAUGUGAACUAUUAACAAACACUGUAUUGCCUAUGCGUUCCUAAAGAAAUUUAAUUAUCUAAUCUGACCUAACCUUAGGGUAAUAUUUCUCUUUUUGAAAAUAUAAUUUAGAUAUACCUAUUAUUUAUCAGAAUUUAUAAGAGUAUAUAUUUUUAUUUAGUACCUACUUAUUUAGUAUGAUAAAAAAUAAAUGGGCGUGCGUGUGAGUGUGUGUGUGUACCUCUACUAUAGUUGCCAAGUAGUAUUAUUGUAUUAAGUAUGCAUUACUUAUUACACUAUCUUUUAUAAAAAAUUUUCCUGUCUUAUAAAAAUAUUAAGUUUCACAUUUACAUAUUACAUAUAUUAUACUACAUUAAAAAAAGGUAGCAUUUAGGAGCAACAUAAUUUUAAAGCUUCUUAUAUUUCUCUAUUAAAUGUGAAAACAAAUUAUAUUUGUGUAUGAUAUCCAUAUAAUAUACUAUGUAUGCAUACUCUAUAUACUUUAUAGAUACUUGUAAAUACAAUUUCGCGACACAAAUGUCAACAAUAUCACUAUAAUCAAGUAAUUUUUGUAGUAUCUAUUUGAAUAUUAGGCAUUGCUAAUAUAUGCUAAUAUGGUAUUGCAUAUUGUAAUAUGUUGUAUUGUAUUAUAUAUAAUAUUGCUUAAAUGUAUUAGGUACCACAUAAAAAUACAAAAUACAAAAUUGAAAUUCACACAAAAUAGGUGACACCACACUUAACCCAGGUUUUUAGGAUGAAAAAAAUUAUUUUUGUGUAAUUUGUAGUAAUUCAUAUUUAUUUGAAUGCUUAGUAGAUAUUAAAAUAACAUUGAAGAGCUUAUUUUAUAAGGUCUCCCCUUAUGUGAUAAAAAAACAUUUUCCACUAACUGUUUUUAAAUUAAGUUUUUUUUUGGAUCUUGUAUGCAAAUUUAAUCACCCCACUAACAUUCACAAAAAUUAUUUAAUUAAAAUAGUUAAAUUUGCUACUAUACCAAAUACCAGAUACCUACUGUAGGUAAAUAUGUUAUGUAAGAUGCCAUAAUUUUUUAAAUUUUAACAGAUAUCUAACGGAGUAAUGUAGGUACUGUGGUUUACCAUGUAUAAUACUUGUAUAUUUUAAUUUCUUAAUUAUUGAUAGAUAUUGAUCAAUUUUAGAGGAUCGAGUAUGUAAAAAUGUAUAUGUAAAUGAUCAAACACAUACAUUUUAUUACAGUUUUAAAUUAUUGAUAAAUAGGUAUUAUAUAAAUAUCAUAUAAUAAAAUUAGCUAAUUAAAGGUUAUCAUUAGUAAGUUAAUGACAUACUGGAUGUGUAAAUUAGUCAAUUUUCUGUUGGUUAAAAAAAUUCUUAUAAUAUUUCACAAAUGGUUUAGAUAACCAUUAUUACAUUUAUAUAUUUUUUAAAACAAUCAAUAAGGUCAAAGACUGGAUUGUAAAAAAGAAGACCUAUAACGUUUGUCUAAUAAUGGAAGGGUAUUUCAUAUUUACAGUUGACUUUGUAUAAGACCAUACUUAAUGUUUGUGGGUGGGUAAAAAAAAAUGUUAAGCAUUUAAUCCUAAUUUUGUCUUAUUAGCCACAUUGAUAGCUUUUAAUAAAAAUUGAAGAAUUUCCGUAACUACAAACAAAUUGACACUAUCAAUACACAUAUUUUUGGAGCUUAUUAUCUUCGUGUUGACAGAGUAGGUAAUUAACAAAAUACUACUGCAUUAUCUUCAAUAAAAUUGAUUUGUAUUAGCACGUUUUAUGAUGUACAGUGGUAGAAGAAGAGGCCUCUUCAAACACACUACACUGGGUGUGGCCUAGAGGGUCAAGGACCAAAUAUGCUGCAAGCUAAUCAACAUUCCACUGAGGAUCAUAUAUGAUAAUAUUCUAUCUAAAAAAUCUAUUGAUGCUCUUCAAUAUCUAAUUGAUUGAACAAAUUUUAAAUGUUAAUAUGUAUAUUUCUUAAAUUCAUAUUGAAAAUUUAUUUAAAAGUAAGAAAUCAUCUUAAACACUAACUAAUAUUUAAAUUGAAACAAAUUUAUUUAAAUAUUUGUUUAACUGUCAAAUUAUAGCUUAUAGCUUAAUGCUAUUCUUCGUGCUAUUUAUAUUCAUUGAUAACAUUUGAAUAUAAUGUAUUAUAUAUAUAUAUAUAUAUAUGUACAUAUAUGACUUGAUCUAAAUAUCUAAUAUUUAACUAAUUAAUUUGUAUUUGUAUAGUAUACAUUGUAGACGAUUUAAUGUUAUUAACAAGUGAAAUGAAAAAAAAAAUCCAAAAAAAAUAAAUAAAUGUUUAACUAUUUCUCCAGUUAAAAUGUUUAAAUUCUAAACAAGGAAGCUAUAAGUUUUAGAAAUCCAGGUGAUUUUUUUCUCAGAAAACACUUAUUAAGGUAAAAUAAAUAUUUUAAAUGUUUAAAAUUGUAUGUUUCUAAAAUGAAUUAAACAAGUUUUAUUUAAUUUUAAAUUAAUUAUUAUAAAUUAUAAUUUACUUUCUAUAAACACAAGUUAGUAAUAUUAUGACAUUAAAAAUAUAAUGCUAGUGAAAAAUCUCAUCUAAUACCUAGUACCUUCUUUAGUACUUUAGUACUUCUUUACCUUUACUGUUUUUUGUAAGGUAGGUAUAAUUAUUAUUAGGACUAGAACUUAAAUGCACUUAGUAUUGUUUUACAAAUUUUGCUGUAUGGUGCUCAUUUUAUUUAACAUUACAUUACAUGUAUUUUUGAAUAUAUUUUAUUGGUGCAUUAUUUUGAAUUUGUUAGGCAUUUUUGGGGUUUUAUGAAACAUUAUAUUCUUAUUGUAUUAAACCCCAGCCUAAUACCCUACCAAGAAACAUUAACAUCAAUACUUUCUAUUUUGUUAUGAAAUGCAACUAUUUUUUAUGACUUAUUUGUUCUGACAAUUUUUAUAUUUCUUGUUAUAUAAUUAUAUUAUUGUCGAGAUAUUUUGUUACUCUGUAUUUAGUUUUCUAUAAAAUAAUAUAAUUAUUAUAAUUAAAAAGUUUUACUGUUUAAUGUCUUGGUAUUUAGUUUUCUAUAAAUACAUUAUUAUUAAGAAUUAUUUCCAUCAAUAAAUAUACACAAAGUUUAUACUCAUAUUCUUAGAAAUAAUGUAGUAUUUUAAUUUUAAAAUUCAUAGAUGAACUAAACAUAAUUCUAUCAUAAUCAUUUAAUAAAUUAUAUAGAAAUACAUGUAUCGUAUAUUAUAGCUUUUAUAAAUUAUUUUAUUAACUAUGUUUCUACUGCAUUUUUAUCUAAAUCAAUAACACUUUAAUUAAUUGUUUGCUAAUAAUUUUUUUUUUAGAAUUUUCUCCAAUUUAUAAUAAACUAUUCAAUUAAUAAAAUCAACAUUCAUGUUUAUAUGGCAAAUAUAUAAAUUCUUAGACGCAUUUACAUUUCAGUUUUAAUUUACUACUUAAAUUGUUGAAUUGCCGAAAUGACCUUUUACUAUUUUAAUGUAGGUCGGUAUUCCUUAUUGAGGUCUAUAUUAAGAUACAAAAACGGUUGCUCUAAGUUUAAAUCCCUAGAAGUUAGAUAUUUUAAAAAAUGUUUAAUGGAGUAGGUUUCCACCAAAAAUGAGAUGUUUUUCCAUGAUGAAGUGAUGAAAAGUAACCUAUGUUAUUUACCAGUUUUCCAACUGUUUCUAUGCAAAAAAUCAUGUCGAUAGGUCUCUCCAUUGUGACAUAAAAGAAGGACAAACAAACAAACAUACACAUGUUUCACAUUUAUUAUAUUAAUAUAAAAUCUAUGCUAUAUAUAUUUAUAUUAUGCUAUUUAACUAUACAUAUAUAUAUAUAUAUAUAUAUAGUUAUAGAACCUUACAGAUACAUAUCAUUUGUAAUACUGGAAUAGACAUUCCAGUGUAUUCAACAACAUUGUUCUAUUUUUCACGGUGCAUUCCAUUAUUUGUUGAGUUCUAAUACCUGAUGAGUUAGCGAUGCUAAUUUAUUUGAACUCUGUGAAAAAAAUAUUUUCAUAUUUUAUUUUAUAGCGUAUAAUACUUAUUAUUGUUUUUGCUUAAAGAAGUUAUUUCACAUAUUUUAAUGAUCGUUUUCAAAAUAAUAUUCCAUACAAAUAUUUGAUUGAGAUAUCAUGAUACUUUUUGUUGUACUUAUGUAACAUGAAAUUCAGUUCGUAAUGAAAAAAUAUACAAUAAUCAAUAGCAUGAUUUUUAUUAUUUUUAAAUUAAAUAAAUACUUGAGAUAUUUAUUGAUUUUGUACUAAUUGAAUGCCAUUGAUGUUUUUUACAUAGAACUGUAGGAAUUCAUUGAAAUGUAUUACAUUUGAAAUAGAUUUUUAUGUUUAGAAUAAUAUGUCAGCAAUUCACAAUAAUUAAUACAUUUUAUAUUUUAUAAUUUUGACAAAAUCUUUCUUUAUUUUAUGUUGUAUAACAUGAUCACAUUUUACACUAUUAUCAUUGACCUAUGUAGAUGUCCGGCAAAUAAAAAAAUACCUCUUAGUUUUGUGCCAGGAAAUAUUAGGUAUCAAGAAUAAUAACAUAAUACAUUUCCAAUAAAUAUACCGAUUACUUAUAAUAAUUAUUAUUUUGAAAUGCCUAUCUACUUAUGAAAUUUUGAAUUAGCCAAUUGGUUAAAAUAAAUUUUCUAUUUGUAAUUUGCAAAUAUAAUAUGUACACGUUGUAACUUGAAUUUUAAAAUGUAUAGUCGGUACAUCGUUAGAAAUAUUACAUUUGGCCUGCUAACAUUUCUUAUCUACCUUAUGGUUUAUAUAAUUAUAGUGUGAUGUACAAUUAUUUUAUUUUAUAAAUUAUAAAUUUAUUAUUUUUAAAACUACUUGUGAAAGCUGAUUUCAUUUUUAAGUUCAUUUAAAAUAAAUAUUAAGCACUUUCAUACUUAUUUAUUUAAUGAAUAUUUUAAUAACCUUAUACCUUAUAAAACGUGUUGUCCGUUUUAAUAUUCUAUGAGGAAGCAAAUAUUUAAUAUUCCUGAACUGUUAUUAUAGGUUUCUGUGUGACUUUAUGUUCGUCCUACCAUAAUAACCUUAGUGGUUUAGUGUGGAGUAGGAAUAAAGAUAUCAUUAUUUAUGUGACAGAUUUUGAGCAUAAAAAACUGAAAAGUGUGCAGUAUAGACAUUGGAUAAUAUAUUAUAUUAUCGGGCCAAAUGCUGAAUGACAUCAUUCAUAAUAUUAUAGUAGGGGAAUGAUUUGUUACUCUGGCCUUAUAUUUGAGAAUAAUUUAACACACGUGGAUAAAUAAUGAAUAAUACUAAUUCAUUUAAGGCUCAGUUGUACACUAUGUGUGUAUGAAUAUGUCUUUGUUAAUUUUCAUUGAUUUAAAAUUGAAUCAGUGUUAACGGGUUUAAGAAUUAUAAAGAUUUUAGUGUGAAUGGAAAAUGAUUUAAAAGACUACAGUAUAGAAAAUUUAGUAGGUCAUGUCUACUACAGUUUUGUAAAUACAUACAAUUAAUAUAAUUCAUAAUUAGGUGUAAUAUCAUAUUUAUAUUGACCAUAAAAAUAAUUGAACGAUAAGUGUAUCUAUUACCUAUAUAUUGUACUUUUCUUUGGAAAUUUUGUAAUGUUGUAAUCAAGGUUGUAAUUAAUGACUCACUAUCAGUUUACAAAUAUUUGAAGUACUUGAUUUAUGUUUUUUAGAUAAUAUAUUAAUUAAAGCUAUUGAUUUUAGUUUUAGGUAGGUAAAUAUCAGUGGAAAUGUCACAUCAUAGCGAUGACAACAUGUUAAUAGCAAGUAGUGAUUCGUUUUGGGAACCUGGUAAUCAUAAACGUACCACUAAACGUAUUGAAGAUGGCUAUCGAUUAUGCAAUGAUCUUAUUACACUUAUACAAGAACGAUCAGACAUCGAAAAAGCAUAUGCCAAAAGUUUAAAAGGAUGGUCAAAAAAAUGGAAUGAAAUCAUAGAAAAAGGUCCCGAAUAUGGAACUACGGAAGCAGCUUGGAAGGGUGUACUGGUUGAAGCAGAUAGAUUAUGUGAUUUACAUAUAAGAGUCAAAGAUGACUUGUGUAAUGAUAUAAUGCAACAAGUGAAAACGUGGCAAAAAGACAAUUACCAUAAGGUAAUACAUUUUCGAUAUUGUAAUAUCUACCAGUUUAUUGUUUAAAAUAAAUCAGUAUUUUUGAAACUAUUUAAAAUAUUAAAAUUUUUAUUGUAAUAUACUAAUAAAAUAAUUUAUUUAAAAAAAAAAAAAACGCUUUAACUAUUACAAAUAAAAUUCUUUAUUUAAAUAUUUGCCUAUAUGUUACAUCUUUUGUUUUAGACUGUUUUACACAUAAAAGAACGCAAAGAAAUGGAAGAAUCAUUUAAAAAAGCUCAAAAACCUUGGUGCAAAUUAUUGACAAAGGUUAACAAAACAAAAAAUGAGUACCAUAUUGCAUGUAAAGCAGAAAAAUCUGCAUCAAAUCAAGAACGAAAUGCUUCUGCUGAUAGUUCCUUAUCCAUGGAUCAAGUAAAUAAAAAUGGAAUACUUAGUUAAUUAUUAAAAAUGAUUGUAUUUAUUUUAUAAACAUAAAAUUUAUUGAUAUUUAGGUAAAAAAAAUGCAAGAUCGCGUGGCUAAAUCUAAGGACGAAGUGCAAAAAGCCAAAGAAAAAUAUGAAAUGACACUUCAAGAAUUAAAUGCUUAUAAUCCAAAAUACAUGGAAGAUAUGACUGUUGUAUUUGAUCGAUGCCAAGAAACAGAAGCAAGAAGACUACAGUUUUUUAAAGAUACUCUAUUCACAAUACACAAGUGCCUAAAUGUUUCUCAAGAUCCUGUGUAAGAAAUACAAUUUUAUUUUAUUUAUUACAAAUACACACCACACCAUCAUGUAAUUAUUUUUUUAUUAAUUAGAUUGCCACAAAUUUAUGAAGAAUUUUACCACACAAUCAAUAAUGCUGACCACGAGAAAGAUUUGAGGUGGUGGUCAAAUAAUCAUGGUGUUAACAUGGCUAUGAACUGGCCCUUGUUUGAGGUUUGUGAUGCUUCAUUAUAAAAUAAAUGUUUUUUUUGUUAAUUUUUACUGUAGAAAGUUGUUGGUGAUUUAUUUACUAGAAGCAUAUAUUUUUGGUUUUUGUUUUGAUUUUUAAUUCUUAAUAAUUGUAGUAAAGCCAUUAAUCUAAUUUGUGUGCAUGUGUGUUGUCGUGUUAUUCUUCUAUAGGAUUAUAUAGAAGAAUUCCGAGAUAUAUCGAAAGGAAAACUCAAAGAAUCUAUACCUGCUGGAACAAUUACAUUAAUCAAUCAACGCUCAGUCGGUGAAGAUUUGCAUGUAAAUGUCAGUGUGCAUUUAUUUAUUUUUAUUUUUAGUAUAAUUAUGUAUUAGUUAGAAAAAGUUAUAUUAGUGUGACUAAUAGUAUUUUAUUUGAAUUGUUUUUAUUUUUAUGUAUGCCUAUUUUAAAUAAUUUGUGAAGUGUUAAUACUAUAUUUCAAUUAACAUUCUAAUCAUUUUUAAAUAUUUUUAGGAUUUGCAUUUAACUAAUCCAAAAAUAAAUAGCAAAAAGCAAACUAUUGCAACAUCACGAUCUAAUGAUAGCACUGAUGAUCAUAAACAAUCCACGGAAAAAUCAAAUGGAACAAAAUCACAUCCAAUAACGUAAGUUACUAAAAUACAAAAAUGUAUUUUAUUUAAGAAAAACAAUUCUUUUUUUUUUUUGGAAAUGACAUUUAAACAUAAUGUCAUUUAGAUUCCUAAUGAAGGGGUCGUGCACUGGACCUUAUAUACCUGUGUUAAUCGGUAAGAUCGGUUACACAUGUCCUUUAAUUCCUUUGUAUUUAGAAAUCCCUUUUAAUUUGUAAUAUUAAAAAAUAAUUUAAAAAUCCUGAUUUUUGAUUUAUUGACUUUGUUUUCGAACUAUUAUUUUUGCUAAAUGUAUAUAUAUAUAUAUAUUUUUAAAUUGAUAAUAGCAAUGGAGCGUCCAAUAGCCAAACACCGGACUCAAAUCCUUUUGAAGAGGAGGAAUGGGAUGAGGAAGAAGGAGUUGGUCCCGAUGGUGCGCUUGUGGACAACGGAGAACCCGGUGUACCUGUAAAAGCACUCUAUGAUUAUGAGGGAACUGAAGCUGAUGAACUUAGUUUUAAACAAGGUAAAAAAAAUGUCUUACCUCUAUGUGGUAUAAAUUUAUAAUAAAUAUAAAUUUUAAUUUUAGGAGACCUAUUUGAAAAACUAGAAGAUGAAGAUGAACAAGGUUGGUGUAAGGGACGUAAAGAAGGGAGGGUUGGUUUAUACCCAGCUAAUUAUGUAGAAUCUGUAUCAUAAAUGAAAGAAAUGGUGUGAACAUUAUCAAAUAAUUUGUAUUAUAUUAAAAAUGAAAACAACAAUGACGUAUAAUAAGGAGUAUUGUUUGUUCCUCUGCCAAAAGAAAAAUGUUGUGAUCCAAUUCAUAUUUUUGAAAUAUUGGUUGUUUUAAAUUUAAAUUGUUUGUUAAUUUAUAUUUAUUUAAUGAAAAACACCUAUUUAGUUAUUUUGUUGUUAUUAUAAAGAGGGAACAACUAGUAGAUAAAACAAAUAUUUAUUUUUUUAAUUUAUUUUAAACAAACAUUUUACUAAAUACUCAAACUAUAUUUUAAUUUAAUGUUAAUAAUUUAUUUACUGGCACUAUCUACUAUCAAAUAUUUUAGAGACGUGUAUAGAUAAUUACUUAUUUACUCAAACACCAUAUAAUAUUUAAAAUAGUAAAUUAAUAUUAUAAUUAUUUAUAUGUAAGAAAAAUGUAUCAUAUAAUAAUAUUAAAAAUAAGUAUCAAACCAUAUUUUAUAAAUUUUAUAAGAUCAAAUCAAAAUCUGAAUGAAUACAAUGAAUAACUUAAAUAGGACAAAUAAUUUUACUAGAUAAUUUUAAUUAUUUUUAUAGUUAGGCCAAAAAACAUGUAGCAGAGAAAAAUAGCCAAUGACUUGAUUUUGAAUUGAAUUGUUUAUUUCUAUUUUGUUAUGUUUCAAUUUAAAUGCAAUAGUAUCUGCUACUAUUGUUAUUUUCUAAAUGAAAAUGUAUUUAUUGGUAAUAAUUGUUGUUAAUUGUAUUUUUAAAUGGAAAAUUUACUAAUAAUACUUAUUAUACAAAUAUUAAUUUGCCAUUAGAUUGUAAAAAAAACAACUGUUAACUAUUUAAUAUUUUUUUAGUUAUGUUUUGUACAUAGAAUAUAAUAUAUUAUUACAUAUUAGUUAUUCAUUCAUAUAAUUGAAUUUUAAAUAAUUCAUUAUUGUGUUGCAUGUUGUACAUUUAAUUUUU